CUCAAGUUCAUUUUCUCCUGUAUCGUGCCAGCGGUGCAACUGGAACUACAACUACUCACUCUACUACGUGCGCGCCUCUGCUGAAUCUUGCUGCUGCCUCUCGGCCCUUUCCUUCCUAGCCUUCUAUUCAAGUCAUAGUCUGUGGAACCUUGACGUCGUACAUUGUAGGUUGAUGACACCGACCUAACAGUGAACACGACCUCCAGGCUCAGCCUGAGAGGGAAUCCCAGAUCAUGGCAUCUGAGCCACAGGUGCUCCGCUACGUUUUGACGGAGCGUGAGUAUGCUCUGCUUAGACGAUACAUCCUUCGAUCAAAAAUCGCGCGAGAUGGGGUUGGUAAAAGUCAUCCGGAGGGAACGAACACCAUGCACAGCACCGGUAGUGCUGAAGUGCCUAGCCGUCGCAACGAACAGCUCACUGCUACGUUCCGAUCCGCCUCCCGCGUCUUCGUGCUCACGUAUGGCUCUCUGAAAGCUAUCGAGUCACUUCUAUCGCGUGUUUCCUCCCGAAGAUCUCCGACUGCCGAAAGAGCUGCAAAACCGUUGGUCGCGUCAAAGACGAGAUUGGCGCUUUCACUCUCCUCGCUCCUUUUCCUUCACUCAGUCCUCUACAGACUUUUCGCACGGCUGAGACUCCGACUGCUCCAUGAGAAAGUGCGGAGCAUUCGAGACAGAUACCCGCGGAUUUACGCGGCGCUGACUUCUCGCAUUGCACCAGCCAUUGGCGCCAGCCUGUCCGGAUUUGCCUUGGGAAUCUGUCCCGCCGACCAGCUGAGGGUCACGGCAGUCAUGUACGUCGCGUCCAGGGUGCUGGAGAUAGGAUAUGCCGCCAUCCAGCACACGCCGUUUAUCGCCAACAAGCCUUCGUGGGUCGGAAGCUGGCUUCUGUUUGCUCUGGCACAGGGACAAUUGCUCCACGCAUUUGUGUUUGACCGAGAUUGUUUUCCGGCGACUUACGGCCAUUUCAUUCUCGGCUACACACCUGAAUACGUUCAGCGUCGGCCAGCAAGCCUGUCGCCCAGGGUUCGUUGGCCUCAACCGGACGACAUUGUCGACGCCUUGGCCCAGAUGGCCAGACUGAGAUGGCCACCAUUUGUGUCGCCCAUUCUUCAACCAGACAAUCCGAACACCCUACCCAAGGGGAUCAAUCCUAUUAUCUCCCCAGUAACGUCUCGGGCGCACCCCGCCAUUUACAAACUAUCGUGUGCACUGAUCCAUCCGUCGUCCCCGUCAUGCUUCAUGGCUUAUUUGCGGCAUAACCUGCUCGCCUUUCCACAGAUGGCCAAGUUCUAUACCAUGUAUUAUGGACUCUUUGCCCUGGCGCACUUCAAGAAAUUUGUCGAUUCUCCUGUCGCAUCGGCCAAUAAGCUCGCGGAGAAGAUUUUAAGGUCAACUUUUGCGAUAUCGGGGUCGAUCGGAGCAGCAUGGGGCAGUAUCUGCUUGUUUCAAGCUAUCUUUCCAAGGUCUUUUCUACCCAAGUUCCGCUUCUUCCUGGGCGGUCUCUUGGCCGGGAUGUUCCAAUUGUUCGAUCGCACUCCCGCUGGGCACAUGAAUGCACUAUAUGCGGCACGGACAAGUGUGUACUCGCUGUGGAAGGUCGGGGUCAAGCACGGUUGGUGGAGAGGGAUACGUGGCGGAGAUGUAUGGUUAUUUGUGGCUUCUUUGGCCUUGGUCAACGUGGUGUACGAUUUGGGACGGCAUACCGCGGCGGGUCAGGACUCGGCGUUGAAGCUGGUCAAGGUUCUGAGAGGGGAGGUGGAGUUGGGGUUGCAGAACAAGCCGACACAGAAAGGGGAUCAGAAUGAGGUGUUUGGUGAUGAACAGCAGGGAACUAUGAGCGAAGGUACGAUGACCGUAGAUGAGGCGACGAAGAGUUGAGAUUAGCGUGUAAAAAUAGGUGAUGUUGAUUUGGAGAGCAGCUACAGUUUGUGUUCAUGGGACGUACUUAGGUACCUUAGAAUGGUCGUACGAUAUUGUAGCACCAGUAUUCCAUGUAAUAGCCAGGCACCUUAAGCGUCGAGCUUCCAAUGCUCUUACUAUAGGUAGUACACAGUAUCGACAUCGUAUCCUUCAAUUGUACAGUACAGCGGAUA
This is a messenger RNA of Exophiala dermatitidis NIH/UT8656, 2092 nucleotides long. RefSeq lists its product as uncharacterized. Bases 234 to 1877 code for a protein of 547 amino acids. NCBI's taxonomy places the organism in Eukaryota, Fungi, Ascomycota, Eurotiomycetes, Chaetothyriales, Herpotrichiellaceae. The transcript has a single exon. The record is from RefSeq and is a predicted model, not a curated record.